AUGACACUAACUUGGUCUUCGACCCGCUCGCCGCCCCCCUCUCCCAAGGUGGAGCAACGGACCCGACCCAGGGAUCCCUGCCCAAUCCCGAGCAGCAACCCCGCAAGCCAGUAUACGCUACUGGAGAAGCUUGGGACAGGAAGUUUUGGUGUCGUGUACAAGGCCAUACACAACGAGACCAAGCAAAUUGUUGCAAUCAAGCAGAUAGAUCUUGAAGACUCGGACGACGACAUUUCUGAAAUACAGCAAGAAAUUGCCAGCCUUGCCCAAUGCGACUCUGAAUACGUGACCAAGUACUAUGGGUCCUUCGUGGUGCACUACAAACUCUGGAUCGUGAUGGAGUACCUCGCAGGUGGCUCGUGUCUUGACCUUCUUAAAGCCGGGCCGUUUUCUGAAGCACACAUCGCUGUCAUUUGCCGCGAGCUUCUUUUGGGACUCGACUACCUCCACGCUGAAGGAACCAUUCACCGGGACAUCAAGGCUGCGAAUGUGCUUCUCUCCUCGUCGGGCAAAGUCAAGCUGGCCGAUUUUGGCGUUGCAGCUCAGCUCACCAACACCCUACGACACACAUUUGUCGGCACCCCCUUCUGGAUGGCACCUGAAGUUAUUCGACAGGCCGGAUACGAUUCCAAAGCGGACAUGUGGAGCCUUGGAAUUACAGCGAUUGAGAUGGCUAAAGGCGAGCCUCCAUUAGCCGAGUAUCACCCGAUGCGGGUUCUUUUUCUCAUCCCAAAAGCGAAGCCACCGACUCUUGAAGGACCGUUCUCAGCGGCAUUCAAGGAUUUCGUGACCCUAUGCUUGACUAAAGACCCCAAACUCCGCCCAUCUGCCAACGAGCUGCUUCAACAUAGAUUCAUUCGUGGCGCAAAGAAGACAUCUUAUUUGACAGAGUUGAUCGAGCGGUACCAGGAAUGGCGCAUGCGGAGCCCUCACAAAGGCCAGAAUAAUGCUGCUACGAUCAGGAAUACCGCCACAUGGGAUAUGAAUGAUACCAUUCGGAGCGACUGGAAUUUCGACACUGUGAAGUCGAUGGGGGCCAUGGGUACUUUCAGGGGCUCGGUUAAGGACCUUGGGAUGCCUACGGGGAUGAUCCUUGAAGCCGACGAGAGCGACGAUGGAGAGACCUCGAUUGAUACAGGUGCAGCAACCAAGGGAAGCGAUCCGCUUCUCUCAAAUUCACAAGCCGCACAUUCGACUGUGAUGAUCAAGAACCCUCCGCCGCAUCUUGCGGAAUCAGACGACAUUGCAGACGAUGAUAUCCCAAACGGUGCCCCUCCUGCCUAUUCCGGUUCGGUUCGCAGUGCCAGACGCGCCUCUUACGCAGAGAGAUCCUCCACAGAUGGUCCAGGAACGGUUUUAAAUGAGGCAGAUCUUGGUACUGGAGUGGAUACUAUCCGACCCGUCAAGAAAGUCGAUGCAGCUGGCUCUCUGCGCCUGUCCACUGGUUAUCUCGGUAGCAUACGCAAGGAGGGUAGCGGCUCAUCCUACUCGACUCACAAACGGUCGGCAAGUGAAGGUGCCAGGGCCGGUAGGGCAAUGGUAGACGAGGUUGUAUUGCCUGUCCUACAAAGAGCUAUUCGGGAUGACAUGGACGCACGCGAAAUCGAGUCUCUCAGCAUGCUUCAGCGAGGCUUCGAAGAACUCAAGGAAGCCAACUCGGAACUGGCGUACAACGUCAUUCUGGACAUCCUCCAGGGCAUCAAUGAUAACAACGCCAUUAAACGACAUGUCCAGACAUCCCGCGGGCUGUUCCCACACAAACGCAUUACUCGCAAGAGUGAGAUGACGUCCAAGGGUCUCGUCGUCACAGAAGAGACGGAGGAGGUAUCCGGACUUCCGGAGUCGUCGAACGGUGUUCCUCCUGCGCAGGCUGAAGCUGAAACCCCGCGACGGUCCCCCAUAGCUGAACUCCUCUACAUGCGCUGGCUGGAAGGACUGAGAUUGAAGUGGCCUAGUAUCAUGACCGGCAGCUAG
Coprinopsis cinerea okayama7#130 is the source of this 1974-nucleotide messenger RNA. RefSeq names its product STE/STE20/YSK protein kinase. The transcript is spliced from 7 exons. Gene Ontology annotation, biological process: protein phosphorylation. The record is from RefSeq and is a predicted model, not a curated record. The coding region runs from base 1 to 1974 and encodes 657 amino acids. Lineage: Eukaryota; Fungi; Basidiomycota; Agaricomycetes; Agaricales; Psathyrellaceae. Gene Ontology annotation, molecular function: ATP binding; protein kinase activity.